Rhineura floridana is the source of this 598-nucleotide messenger RNA. Its product is annotated as RIB43A-like with coiled-coils protein 1. The coding region runs from base 134 to 361 and encodes 75 amino acids. Lineage: Eukaryota; Metazoa; Chordata; Lepidosauria; Squamata; Rhineuridae. The record is from RefSeq and is a predicted model, not a curated record. The transcript has 4 exons.
UUUGCAUAAAUGGACGUUUGCGUAGAAUCAAUGCGCCUCUUGCAAGAGUUUGAAAAACUGGUUGGCUCGUUGGCAUAGCAACCAGAAGGCAGGCAGAGCAAACCACAGACACACAGAGGGACAAGGUGCAGAGAUGUAUAAAGUGGACAUUCAGCCAGAUAUAAAAGAGGCAGCUGCCACUGAAGCCCGCAGGAACCGGGAGAAACAAAGACAGAGCCGCAGCUUUAAUGCUCGCUACCGCACAAUGAGGGUGGACGUGGAAGGUUUGAAGAGCCAGGUGGAAGAGCGAAAACUCAGAGAGAAUGCAGAGAAGCGACGGGAUGAAGCUUUUGCCAAGAGGGAGUGGUCCCUGGCUGUCUGAAAGAGGCGGCGGUGCGACCACUUCUGAAAAAACCUUCCUUGGACCCAGAAAACUUCAACAGCUACAGACCAGUGGCAAAUGUUCCAUUCCUGGGCAAGAUCUUGGAACGAGUGGUUGCUAGCCAGCUCCAGGCGCUAUUGGAUGAAACCGAUUAUCUAGAUCCAUUUCAAUCGAGUUUCAGGCCUGGUUUUGGCACUGAGACGGCCUUGGUCGCCCUGUUUGAUGACCUAUGUCGGG